Cucurbita maxima (winter squash) is the source of this 1035-nucleotide messenger RNA. Its product is annotated as RNA-binding protein 38-like. The transcript is spliced from 6 exons. The record is from RefSeq and is a predicted model, not a curated record. NCBI's taxonomy places the organism in Eukaryota, Viridiplantae, Streptophyta, Magnoliopsida, Cucurbitales, Cucurbitaceae. Bases 5 to 1000 code for a protein of 331 amino acids. Gene Ontology annotation, molecular function: RNA binding.
UUUAAUGCAAAUACAGAGAAAUACAGAGAAGCACUUCUCUCACUCACCUGUCAUUUCCGAUUCCAUCACCCACCAACCCACUUCUUCCACCUCCCCAUCCAGCAAAUUAGAGUUUGCAGCUGUCGGAGAUUUUCUCUCCUCCUUUUCUCUCUCCUCUGCAAACAAUCUAUCAAAUUAUAACCACCAACGGCUUAAACCGUGUGGUUCACCGGCUGUGAUAUUUGAUGCAGAAGAAGAGAAGCUCGUGUACGACGUCGUUUCUGGGGAGGGUAUGGCUUACCCACAUUACCGAUCGCAAUUUGGAGACACCACUUUCACUAAGGUCUUCGUGGGUGGACUUGCUUGGGAGACUCCCACCGAGGAAAUGAGGCGUUAUUUUGAGGAAUUUGGUGACAUUCUUGAAGCUGUUAUAAUCACCGAUAAAAUUACCUCUAAAUCCAAAGGCUAUGGCUUUGUCACUUUUCGUGACCCCGAGUCGGCUAAAAGGGCUUGUUUGAAUCCUAACCCGAUCAUUGACGGGCGACGAGCUAAUUGUAAUAUUGCUGCAUUGGGACGCCCUCGUCCCUCGCCUCCACGAGGACGACAUCAGAGUGGCGUAAAUGUGCAAUCAGCUUCGCCGUUGCAGUUGAACCUCCCGCCACUUCCUCCGCCACCUCCGGUUGUGUAUUCACCAUACGGAUACCCGAGUUACAAUUCUGAUUAUAACUACCACCAGCAACAGACAGUGUACAAUCCACAACUCCGACCACCACAAUUCUAUCAGCAAUCCCCAUAUUUCUACGGCUAUUCUCGAACAUUUCCCAUUCCUUCACCGUCUCAUCAACAUCGUCUUCCUCCGUCUUACAUGUACUACCCGACGCUUCCCCCAGCUCAAUUCGAACCCUCCUUCAACUACCCUCAAGCUCCUCUCGUAUCGCACCGCUUUUCUCCUGCAGAUUCUCAGACAUCUCAGACAUGUCAGCAAGCUGAAGCUGGAGCUGGAGAAAGUCCGACCACUUGACAUACAGAAUAAGAAUGUCAAAAGCCAAACCGAAA